GAGUGCAAAGUAGACGAUGCUCAAAAUGAGGAUCAAUUAAAAUCCUCAAUAGAAAGUAUCUGGUGUCAGUAAUCCAGAUCUUUUCCUCCUUCAUUGUUGCUGCGGAUCCGCCACAGCCUGUCCUACCGUCAGGAGUGAAAGAGACAAUUCACCUUAAAAGUCCCCUCGACCACCCCUACUGGACUCGCCCACUCUCCCUGUUGUUGUGUUUAAUAAUUCUUGUUGAUUAUUACCGUUUCUUAUUCCUUUUUAUGACAUCCAUAGAGCCGUCUCUGUAGCAGAUCCUACGGUUCAUGGCCCCCUCAAUCGCGCUGUCCUGAUCUCGCCGCUCCCGUUUGUUACGCCGUCCACCUGAAGAACAUGCACUUCAGCGGCGUCACGGCCGCCCUGCUGGGCCUCAGCUGUGCGGCUUCGGCGACUCUUGACCGUCGGACCUACGAGACUCACGAUUUCUUCGCACUACACCUCGACGACUCGACGCCGCCGGCCCAGGUCGCUCGGCUGCUGGGAGCCCGCCACGAGGGCCAGAUCGGCCAGCUGCCGGGUCACCACAAAUUUUCUUUACCCAGGAGUCAGACCUCGGAGCUGGAUACAUUAUUAGAGGGCUUGAAGGCAAGGAGGAAACUUCGCAGGCGGUCCGGUGGGGAUAAUGGUGACGGCGAGGAGGUCGGCGAUGGGCUAGACGGGGUCCUCUGGUCGCAGAAGCUGUCGUCCAGGCAGAGACUUGUGAAGAGAGAAGGGGGGGAUCCCUCGAGUAAAUACUCGCAGAUUUCUCCUCGUGCGAAUCGAGUGGAGGAUGCGGCGGCGGUUGCAGCUCGCAAGCAGGCCGCCGAGUCUCUUGCCAUCACGGACCCGAUCUUCAACGAGCAAUGGCAUCUGUUCAAUACGGCGGAGCUCGGUCAUGAUCUCAACGUCACGGGCCUCUGGCUGGAGGGAAUUACGGGGAAAGGUGUGAUCUCCGCGAUUGUGGACGACGGUCUGGAUAUGUACAGCGACGACCUCAAGCCCAACUACUUCCCCAAACCGCGUCUGUUCGACGACAAACACGGCACACGAUGCUGCGGCGAGAUCGCAGCCGCCCGGAAUGACGUCUGCGGAGUUGGGGUGGCCUACGACAGCAAGAUCUCCGGCAUCCGUAUUCUGUCUGCGCCUAUCGACGAUGCUGAUGAGGCGGCGUCCAUCAACUACGCGUAUCACCACAACGAUAUCUAUUCGUGCUCGUGGGGCCCACCCGACGACGGCAAGACGAUGGACGCCCCCGGUGUUCUGAUCCAACGGGCAAUGGUGAAUGGCGUGCAGAACGGGCGUCACGGCAAGGGCUCGAUAUACGUCUUUGCGGCGGGCAACGGCGCGAGCUCGGAUGACAACUGCAACUUUGACGGCUACACGAACAGCAUCUACAGCAUCACAGUGGGUGCGAUCGACCGGGAGGGCAAACAUCCCAGCUACGCCGAGUCGUGCUCGGCGCAGAUGGUGGUUGCGUACAGCAGCGGCUCGGGCGACGCAAUCCAUACCACCGAUGUGGGCACCAACAAGUGCUACUCGGGCCACGGGGGUACGUCCGCGGCUGGUCCGCUGGCCGUCGGGGUAAUGGCGCUUGCACUCAGCAUUCGACCGGACCUUACCUGGCGCGACGCGCAGUACCUGUUCAUGGAGUCGGCGGUGCCGGUCAACGAGGACGACGGCAGCUGGCAGGUCAAGAAGACCGGCCGCAAGUUCAGCCACGACUGGGGCUACGGCAAGGUGGACGCUUACACUCUUGUCCAGCUAGCUAAGACCUGGGAACUGGUCAAGCCCCAGGCGUGGUACCAUUCCCCCUGGCUGCGCGUGCAGCACGCCAUCCCCCAGGGCACCCAAGGCCUAGCCAGCUCGUUUGAGAUCACAGCCGAGGCGUUGAAAAAGGCAAAUGUUAAGCGACUCGAGCAUGUCACCGUUACUAUGAACGUCGAGCACACCCGUCGGGGGGAUCUGAGCCUCGAGAUGCGCAGCCCGGAGGGGAUUGUCAGCUACCUUAGUACCACCAGAAGGCCAGACAACGAACGCGAGGGCUAUGUCGAUUGGACAUUUAUGUCGGUGGCUCAUUGGGGCGAGUCUGGCAUCGGCAAAUGGACGGUUAUUAUCAAGGACACGAAUGUCAACGAACACAACGGCACCUUCACCGACUGGCAGAUCACGUUGUGGGGAGAAGCCAUUGAGGCUGACAACCAGCCACUACAUCCCUUCCCUGAUGAGCACGACCAUGACCAUGCCAUCGAGGACGCCAUCGUGGCGACCACCAGCAUCGCGGCGGGCCCAACCAAGACCAAUGAACCGAGCAAACCGACCGAUCAUAUCGAUCGGCCGGUCAACGCGAAGCCCACGCCGAUUGAGGAUGCGUCCAAGCCCGCCGUCACCACCGGCACGAGCAACAGCACCGACACCACUUCAUUUGAACAUUUCCUACCUUCCUUCCUCCCGACCUUUGGGGCAUCGAAACGGACCCAGGCGUGGAUCUACGCGUCGCUCGUCCUGAUAAUCGUCUUCUGCCUGGGCCUGGGUGUCUACUUCCAAAUCCAACGCCGCAAGCGCAUCCGCAACAACCCGCAGGAUGACUACGAGUUCGAGAUGAUUCAGGACGAGGAUGACCUGCAGGCGCUAACGGAGCUUUACAACGCCUUUGCGGGCGAGAGCGACGAGGAAGUCUUUAGCGACGACGAAGAAGGACCUUAUCAAGAUCGAGAGAGUGAGGAUGGCCAGACGCAUGAGAAUGGGGAGCAUCCACAAGGGCGAUAGGGUAUAUAUCUAUCUCACAUCUGAGCGCCUUGUCUUCCUGCCUGUCUGUUCUUCAUUCACCACACCUUUAUUAUUAUUAUUAUUAUUAUUCCUAUUUACUCCAUUGCAUCGAAAUAGUGUACAUGACAUACAACGAGAGCAAUUAAAUCCCGUCUUUCUGCUGCAGUA
This is a messenger RNA of Penicilliopsis zonata CBS 506.65, 2940 nucleotides long. RefSeq lists its product as hypothetical. The coding region runs from base 361 to 2772 and encodes 803 amino acids. Gene Ontology annotation, biological process: protein processing. The transcript is spliced from 4 exons. Gene Ontology annotation, molecular function: serine-type endopeptidase activity. Gene Ontology annotation, cellular component: trans-Golgi network; Golgi membrane. Lineage: Eukaryota; Fungi; Ascomycota; Eurotiomycetes; Eurotiales; Aspergillaceae. The record is from RefSeq and is a predicted model, not a curated record.